UCAACACAAAAUCAUAUAUGAACCGUUCGCCGUCUGGGGCAAACGACAGUGAGCAUGUUCGCCGUCUGUAUCCUACUUUAAACAUAAACAAAAAUCAGCUGAUAUGCGAAGACUGGCUUUUUCUUUCCUAUAUAUAAAAAUAUUAUAUUGGCAGUCGAAAUAUUAUCUAUGGUCAAAAUGUUACGGAGUUUUCGGAACCAAAACGCUGUGAAAAAAUUGCUUCUUAUUCACAGAUAUAAGUCGACUUUAUCAUCAACCAAUGAUACUGAAAACGUUUACGACUGUAUCGUAAUUGGCGGUGGUCAUGCUGGUACGGAAGCAUGCGCGGCAUCGGCGAGAAUGCAUGCGAAUACGCUGCUUAUUACACACAAGCUUGAAACAAUUGGAGAAAUGUCUUGUAACCCGUCAUUUGGAGGAAUCGGUAAAGGACAUUUAAUGCGUGAAGUCGAUGCGUUGGAUGGAUUAUGUUCUCGUUGCUGCGAUGUUUCUGGAGUGCAAUAUAAAGUGUUAAAUCGUAGACGUGGACCGGCUGUGUGGGGACCUCGCGCCCAAAUCGAUCGAAUACUGUAUAAGCAAGCUGUACAAAAGGAAUUAUUUAAUAUGAAUAACCUGGAAAUACGUUGCGCAGCUGUAGAUGAUUUGUUCAUAGAAGGGCAUGCGGAAGGAAGAGCGCAACGUUGUUGUGGAGUUGUAUUAAAAAGUGGUGAAAUAGUGCAAAGCCGCACCGUUAUUCUAACUACGGGAACGUUUUUACGAGCUAAUAUAAAUAUAGGACUUGAAGUGCGUCCUGCAGGAAGAAUAGGUGAUGAACCGGCUAUGGCAUUGGGUCAAUCGCUGGAGAAACAUGGAUUUCGCAUGGGACGCCUUAAAACAGGCACGCCACCUCGCAUUGCUAAAAACAGUAUCGAUUAUAAUCGACUAACGCAUCAUUCGGGGGACAAUCCCCCAGCUCCUUUCUCAUUCAUGAAUGAGCGGGUAUGGAUCGAAGCAGACAAGCAACUGCCUUGUUAUCUAACGCACACUACUUUAGCUGUAAAUAAUAUUGUGCGUCAGAAUUUGCACGUGAAUCGACAUGUUACUGAGGAAGUUACCGGUCCGCGUUACUGUCCGUCCAUUGAGUCGAAAGUUUUGCGUUUCGGUGAAAAAGUGCAUCAAAUCUGGCUCGAGCCAGAGGGUUUUGAAAGCGAACUUAUCUACCCUCAAGGGCUGUCAUGCACUUUGCCAUACGAACAACAGGUAGAGCUGGUACAUAACAUUCAUGGUUUGGAGCAAGCUAAAGUUGUUCAACCUGGAUAUGGUGUAGAGUAUGAUUUUAUUGAUCCUCGUGAACUAUUUGCCACACUGGAAACAAAACGUGUGGAAAACCUCUUCUUUGCAGGACAAAUCAACGGCACUACCGGUUAUGAAGAGGCAGCAGCGCAAGGUAUAAUUGCGGGUGCGAAUGCUGCUAAAAAAGCAAUACAAAAUCGGACAACUGGUUCCUCCACUGAAAACCCAUGCCAGCUGACGAUAAGCCGAACUGAAGGUUACAUUGGUGUACUCAUCGAUGACUUAACAACAUUGGGUACUAAUGAACCAUAUCGCAUGUUUACCAGUCGUGCGGAGUUUCGUCUUUCACUACGACCAGAUAAUGCCGAUAUGCGACUGACAGAGAAAGGCUACAAUUUUGGUGUAGUAGCCGAAAGCCGCUACAAGCGCUUCAAAAUCACUGAACAAAAAUUACAGCAAGCCAUUGACCAACUGAAAUCAUUGCAACAUCAUACAAACUAUUGGCGACGUGCGCUUGGAGUACGUGAAGCGAAAGCAUCCGUCAAAAAAAGUGCAUUUGACAUGCUUGGUAUACCAGCAGACAACAUAACACUAACACAAUUGAUAGAAUUGCAACCUGACGAACUCGGUUGGUUACGCAGUGAAACCGCCAUUUUCGGGCGCCUUAAAAUUGAGGCAUUGUAUGCACAUUUUGUGGCCGAGCAGCUACGGGAUGUAGAGGAUGUGCGCCGCGAUGAAGGGCUGGCAAUACCCGCUGGCAUCGACUACUUCGCCAAAACAUUGAGCCUAUCAAAUGAAGAGCGACAAAAAUUGGCGUUGAUACAACCACAGACUAUAGCAGCAGCUAGUCGUAUACAAGGUGUAACACCAGCAACCAUUGUGCGGCUACUCAAAUAUGUGAAACGUGGACAAGGAUUGGAGCAAGCGGUGCAUGCGUGAAACAACGGUCAUUGGAAGAAAGGAAUUUAAAACAAAUCAGUCAAUGUAUAACGUUGGCAAAGUAAUAUAGUUAUGGUUGAGUAAAGUUCAACUAACUGAACGAUUGCCUUAGCGAAAGUUGAGUGCAACAUGGAAAAUUCAAGCCGUAUAUUUUGGUUAAGUUAGAAGAAAACAAAUUAUUUUACCGUUUAGUGACAUAUACGGGUACUUUAUUAUUUUUAAUAUUAUUAUGCAAUAAAUAUUUUAGGAAUGAAGUAAGUUUUAAUCAAACCAAUUUAGUUUACAUAUUCAGCAACGAUGCAUGUAUACAAAAAUCGUAACUGGACUGAUUGAACGUAUACGAAAAGUUAAUAAAAAUAUAAGAAUGUAUGUAUGUAUAUGUUUUGCUAAAAUCUACUAUUUUUAUAACUCGUGCAUAUUAAUUCAUACAUCUAUGCAUAAGUAGGUAAUCGCUAAUAAUGUACAUAAUUGGAUGUACAUUUGCAUUGAAGCAUAUUGCAUAAAUUCUACACAAUUGUAUUCGCUACUUAUAUCCUGCUAUUGUACAUGACAAAACAACUACAUAACAACGAAUCGCUAAAAAUAAAUUAUUGCCACAUGCACGAGGCACACAUUCGUUCUUGGUGUAAAUAUGUAUAUGAAAAUUUAACUUUCUUGUAUAACAUUUAUCCUCUUUUCGAAUUAUAGUUG
This is a messenger RNA of Anastrepha obliqua, 2898 nucleotides long. RefSeq names its product protein MTO1 homolog, mitochondrial. NCBI's taxonomy places the organism in Eukaryota, Metazoa, Arthropoda, Insecta, Diptera, Tephritidae. The coding region runs from base 169 to 2208 and encodes 679 amino acids. The transcript has a single exon. Gene Ontology annotation, molecular function: flavin adenine dinucleotide binding. Gene Ontology annotation, cellular component: cytosol. The record is from RefSeq and is a predicted model, not a curated record. Gene Ontology annotation, biological process: tRNA methylation; tRNA wobble uridine modification.